AUGGACGUUGAUAACAUGAACGCAGAAGAAGAAGGAGAAGCAGAGGAGGAGGGCAACCUACCACCCGGCAAGGAUGAUGUUUAUGCCGAGAAGAGUAAUGAUAAGAAUAAAAGCGAUGAAAAGAAAUGGCCUCACCUCCCCUCCUCUGUCUCCGUGUUGAGCAAAAAUGAAGCGUUGGAGAUUUUGGAGAUUUUUUCCCCUACCCCUACUGAGAAUAACGCUUUUAGGAAAGACGACGAUGACGCGGAUCUCUCGAAGCAAAUCAAACUCCAAUACCGGAAACUGUGCUUGAAAUAUCACCCGGAUAAGAACAAGGAGGAAAACGCCGAACGCGCGUCGAGGGCGUUUACCGCCAUCACGGCUGCGUAUCACACGCUGACGACGGUGAAUUUCAACCAAGAAAAAUGGUUGAAGACGUUUUCGAUUCCACCGAUGCAAAGUUUAUCGGACGUGUUGCAGUUGGCGUUGAAAGGCGCGGAUCCGGAGGAAAUCGAGCGAUUGAUGCGAGCGAGAGGGGAAUACAGGCCGCAUAGGAAUUUUGGGAUCGAUUAUAACGUUCGGUGGGAAUCUGGGGAGAAACCGGAUCCAGCCGGCGGUAUGUUUCGCGAGACGGCGAUGAACGAAUACAGCGAUACAAAGUGUUUGAGCGACGGCUUUGAUUCGAUGAGAGUUGGAGAGGAUAGGGAGAAAAGGCCGUGGGAAGUCGUCGGAGGGGUUGGGUACGAGAAUCAAAAGAGCAGUAUGUUGCUGGGAGAUGUUGGUCAGCAGCAACUGCAUCACAAGCGUAAGUACGAGGAAUGCGAGAAGAAGAAUUUAGACUUGCUCGAGAGAUUCACGCCGUUGUCCAACGAUGCUAAAAUUGAAGCCGAAAGGUUAAACGAUAUCGCGUUGAGCGAGUACGAGAAAGGACGUUACGAAGAUGCGAUGAUAAUCUUCGACGGUAUAGUGAAGUUAAUGCCGGAUAGAACGCCAUAUAGAACGAACAGGGCGAGUUGCGCGUUGAAAGUCAUAAACGCGCUGGAAGGUUCUUCCGCCGAGAGUAGUCGACGGCAAACGUUAAUUGCGAAAGUGAUUGAGGAUUGCGAAAAAGCGUUAGAGAUUGAUAACGGGGAGAAUUUAAAAGCAAAGGUGAGAGGCGCGGAAGCUUACGUGAAGUUAGGCGAUAGUUACAGCAGCAGUAAUCGGCCUUCGGAACAGAGAGAAGGUUUGAAGAAUUUUUUGCGCGCGAAGAAGUGGUUCACCGAAGUCUUGUCGAUGAAUCCUAACAAUAAACGAGCAAAAGAUGGAUUGAAAGAUUGUUUACUCUCGUUGGAGUUGAUUGAUGAAUACGACAGCGACCGAGAAUACGACGUGGAAAUGAUGUAA
Messenger RNA from Bathycoccus prasinos, 1365 nucleotides. RefSeq lists its product with no specific name. Gene Ontology annotation, molecular function: protein binding. The transcript has a single exon. The record is from RefSeq and is a predicted model, not a curated record. Bases 1 to 1365 code for a protein of 454 amino acids. NCBI's taxonomy places the organism in Eukaryota, Viridiplantae, Chlorophyta, Mamiellophyceae, Mamiellales, Bathycoccaceae.